Messenger RNA from Punctularia strigosozonata HHB-11173 SS5, 504 nucleotides. RefSeq lists its product as uncharacterized. The record is from RefSeq and is a predicted model, not a curated record. NCBI's taxonomy places the organism in Eukaryota, Fungi, Basidiomycota, Agaricomycetes, Corticiales, Punctulariaceae. The transcript is spliced from 2 exons. Bases 1 to 504 code for a protein of 167 amino acids.
AUGUUAGAAGAACCGAUUGAUCACAACAGACGAGUUCGCAUCGUCGUCAGUGAGUUGAUCAACCUCGAGAUCAUUUGGAGCCGGUUAUGCCGGCAUAGCCCUGGCUUGUCGUCUCCCAGCGCCCCCACCAUCUCCGCCUAUCUGGUGCCUACACUCUCCAAUGCCAGGGUGCGCAAUCUUGCGCUCGAACGAGACCGCGGUAUCCUCCCGUCCUUCGUGCCCGGGCGCCCGGUGCCCACCGUAGAAACCGCCCUCGCGUUCCACAACGCUGUUGGCCCGUGCCGCGGGCUGGACAACCUCGUACAAAACUCGGAGGGGGAGUGGAAGGCGCACACGGUCCUCAUGAUGCUGGACGAAAUCAGCGGGCACGAGGAGGACCAAGGAGGCGGGUACGCUUACGAGGAGCGUACGGUGACCUGGGGCGAGGUGCGGACGCGCGAGGUCGAGCAGAUAGAGCGGGAGCCGGAGGUCGUUAUACGUAGGUGCAGCGUACGUAUUCAAUAG